AUGUCCAAAUCUCAAAACAGCAUGCUCGUGAAAAGCUUCAACGCACUGGUGGUUACACACAGCAUUCUCGUUGAGGACGUGGACGUGGACGCGGAAGUUACGGUAAUCGUCGAACCACUUCCAAUGCACCCUAUCCAAGCUAUCAGAAUCAAGGAACUCAGAAUCAAGGAUAUCGCUAUCCUCCAAGAUCUCAAGGCAACUAUCAAGGACGAUCUUCUGGAGCCAGUUCUCAAACCCAAGGACGCUUUGGGCAACAAAACCAUCAAACAAAUCGACCUCCAAACAACCGAUCUCCAGGGAAUUUUCAAAACCGAAACCCUCAAAACCAUCAUUAUGCUGAAUUGCAUUACAAUCAAGACGGAAGUCAAGCCGAAGGCUCAGUUCCUGCUGGAACGUAUUACAACGAUCAGGAAGUGGAAUGCUUCGUUCCGGUUGGAACUGUCCCCGAAGUGGGCCAAGGCGGAAUGCCUUCUGCCCAAGAGCAGCAUGAUCAAUAUUUUGUGCAAGGCCAAUUCGUCCAACCUCGUGAAGACUCAUAUCCUCCAAAUGACUUGUAUCCUCCAACGGAUGAUCAAGGCUAUUAUCCAUACGAUGAUGCCUCUGAACAUUACCAUUACUACGAUGAAGCUCAUUGACCUUCACUCCAAAACAAUACUCGUUCACAAUCUAACCGUCUAA
This is a messenger RNA of Cylindrotheca closterium, 678 nucleotides long. Lineage: Eukaryota; Bacillariophyta; Bacillariophyceae; Bacillariales; Bacillariaceae. The record is from the annotation of a GenBank genome assembly.